Messenger RNA from Argentina anserina (silverweed cinquefoil), 1699 nucleotides. RefSeq lists its product as uncharacterized. Gene Ontology annotation, biological process: maturation of LSU-rRNA from tricistronic rRNA transcript (SSU-rRNA, 5.8S rRNA, LSU-rRNA); box C/D snoRNP assembly; snoRNA localization. Bases 27 to 1106 code for a protein of 359 amino acids. Gene Ontology annotation, cellular component: nucleus; pre-snoRNP complex. Lineage: Eukaryota; Viridiplantae; Streptophyta; Magnoliopsida; Rosales; Rosaceae. The transcript is spliced from 5 exons. The record is from RefSeq and is a predicted model, not a curated record.
GCGGUGCGGCAGCUGCUCUGAUCAGAAUGACGGAGGUGGACGUUCACGAAGCAAACUCAAAACCAAAUGAAAUAUUAUGCCAAGAGUGCCAAGCCAAACCCUCCAAGUACCAAUGCCCCGGUUGCUCCAUCCGCUCCUGCAGCCUCCCCUGCGUUAAAGCUCACAAGUCUCGCACCUCUUGUUCCGGCAAAAGAAGCCUAACCCACUACGUCCCUGUCUCUCAGAUGGACGACAAUACCCUCCUCUCUGAUUACAAUCUGCUUGAGGAAGUGAAGAGGGUUGCCGAUUCUGCUCAGAGAUUGAGAAACAAGUUGUGUAGAUAUAACAACUUUAAGCUGCCCUUUCAUCUUAAGUGCCUCCGGAGUGCUGCCUACAGCCGCAGAACAAAGCUCUUGUUUCUGUCUAAUGGGAUGUCUAAGAGGGACAAGAAUCAGACCCGAUACGAUACGAGGACGAAAUGCAUCUCAUGGACGAUUGAGUGGCGGUUUCAUUCGACAGAUGUUGUUCUAAUUGAUCAUGGAGUGAAUGAAAACAUGAAGCUCUCCGCUGUUCUUGAAGAACAUUUACAGCCUGGGCCGUGGAAUCAUCAGUUGAGGCCUUUCUGUACAGAGCGGCUGGAUUGUCUCAAACUUUUUAUCCGAACACGCCCCACGGGCAAUAGGUCACCAUUCCGUGAGUUGGAUUUACGAGUUCCAAUCAGGCAGCAGUUAGCCAACCUAGAUAUUUUGGAAUACCCUGUCAUAUAUGUUUUUCUUCCUUCACACAGUUUUGAUUUUGAAGUAGUUAAAGAUGUCAACCGUAACGUUCACAAACAAGAGGUUGAGAUUUAUGGAAGCAAUGACCCAAGUGCAGUAGGUUUACCCUUUAAGGAGGAGGAAAUAGAAGAGGACAACAGCUGCCCUAAGGUUUUGGAUCUAAUGGGACAUGAGACUUCAGUUUCCAUGCCUCAUAUUUCCAACAACAGCAGGUUUGAGAAAGGAAUAGACAAUUCAUCUGAUAGAUCUUUGUCUGCAACAAUAGCAGCAGGAAAUGGUUCACAAACCAUCUCCAAGGAUAAGGAAAAAGGACUUUUGAAGACAUGGAGUUUGAUUUUGAUCAAGGCUUAAUAGACUCGUAUUCAGACCUUAUUGCUGAAAUUAAUCCUGAUGAUUUUCUUGAUUUGGAUGGUGAAGGGAUAGAAACAAAUCUUUCAGGUAUAAGGAGUUUCUUAUUAUCAGACAAUGACAUAGAAGAAGGGGAAAUAUUAGAAUGAUGGGACUCGUUAGAUUCCUUGAAUGGCAUAAAAAAAGGCGGAAGUUCUGAGGAGCAUCAAUCCCUAGAGUUUGCUGGCAAUUACAAGUGUAGUGCCUUUCAUGACAUUGAACUAGCUUAUUCUAAGUACUUCUGAGCAAUUUCUGAUAAUAUCUGGAAACAUAUGAUUUCGUUGUGUGUGUACACACAACCAGGUAUUGUACUCCUACCGGUUCCAUCGUCUAUCACGUGUCGAACUUGAAGUCCCCCGAAAUUGGUUUGUAUCCUGGUUGGACUCUGAUUCCUCCUCCAGCUUGUUGCAACUAAGAAAUUGGAUAUCUUUGCAACAGCGUGGCACCUAUACAGAUCAUCUGAUGUUUGUUGUAAGCUUUUAUUUAUUAAAUCUGUAAUUGUUCAGGGACUUGAGUUCCGUUCUCCUGCACUUUAUUGUGACUUUAGACAUAGAUUG